AUGUGGACUAACGUAUACCUGUAUUGUUCGCGCGAAGGAGUACCGGACUCGGUCAAGAACAACAAGGAGAUUAAGCGGAAACGACUGUCGAUGCGCUGCGACUGCAAGUGGCGAAUCACCCUUUUCCAACAAGAAUCAAAACUCUGGAUUUUCCGCAAAGCCAUGAACCCAGCUUCGAUGGUCCACAACCACCCCCUUAUCUCGCCCGACGACAUCCGUCAGCCCUGGCCGGCCACCGUCUUUGACCGCAUUGCCUUCUACGCCAACCAACGCAACCUCACCACGUCCGAGACUCGCGAGCGGAUCAAGGAAGACUUUCCGGACCUUGUCUGGGACGAGCGACGGUUCUAUAAUCGACUCACCGAGGAGCGGAAACAGAUCCGGCUCCGGGAUUCUGAGAGCCGUGUCUUUUCGACCAUGGACCUCGCUGCAAGAGUUGCCAGCCUGGCCAGUGCCGACCCGUCGUUGUCGUACAAGGUCACGUCGAGUCUUGAGAACGUCUUGGUUGAGAUCUGCGAGCAGCUCCGAAUUGACCCUGCCGGUGCUGGGUCCCGCGUCUUGACAUCCCCACCUUCCUCUGCUGGCGGAGGAGGAUCUGGUGGUGUUGUUGGCGGUGGUAUGAAUGCUAACACUGGUAGUCUUGGCGGUGUCGGCUCGAUGAACAUGACGUCCCCCACAAGUGCGAGCUCUGGCUUUUGCCCUUCGUCCUCAAACUCUCCUCUCAGUCCUUCGGACUAUGUUGUCACCUACCCCGGCUGCGUCAUCUCUGUCAAGAAUACACCCAACCAAAAGGGCAGACCAUCGUCCAUCUCGUCCCCUGUGGUCGACUCGUCCUAUGGCCUUGGUCUUGGCAUGUCACCCCUGAAUGACCGCAAGCGGUCCUUGAGUGAAGAAUGCUUCACUCGCCAUGGCAUCGGUGGAUCCGGCCCCUCCGGCGCAGCCCCUUCAUUUGGAUCGGCCAUGACGACAUCUCAGAUGAUUAGUCAGCUCGACAUGUCGACCACGCCGCUGCAGGGAGCGCUCUCUGGACUGGAUUCCUCGGGCCUGUUGAUGAUGCAGAGUGGUGGCUACCAUCCUCAUGGUCAUCCACACCAGCAACACCCGCAUCAAGUCCAUCCGCAACAGCAACAACAGCAGCAGCAGCAGCAGCAACAGCAGCAACAGCAGCAGCUCUAUCAUCAGCAACAGCAGGAAUCUCAACAGCAUCAUGGUGGACACCAUCUCCCCUCGGGCAUGGCCACUGCCUUUCGUCCCGCACAGGCUCACCACCACUCCCAACAUCAGCAGCAUCAUCACCCACACCACCCUUUAGGAUCAAGCAGCGACCUCUCGUCUGCACUCGACCUUGACGCUGCCGAAGCUAUCGCUGCCUCUCGCGCCGAACCCAGUUCGUCCAUGCGCCGAACACACUCUGUCGACAUCAAGCAAGAAAUGCAGUCCUUCUACCAACCCAUGCUGGCCACCCCUCAGCUCUCGGCACCCCCUCAACCCCAACGACGCUCCGGAAGCUCCCCUGGUACUAUGAACCCCAACCAGCAUCAACAACAACAACAGCAACAGCAACAGCGUCUCUACUCUCAACAGUACACUUCUGGUGGUGCCGCAGGGUUCCCGUCCUCGAACCAGCUCGGAGACUCGGAUGAUGUCUUUAACAGUUCGGUCUCGUUCUCUGCAGCAGCGACCGGAGGUGGCGCAGCGGACCAGUACCAUUUCAGUGCUGGACAGCAUUCGUCGUCGGGAUCGUCGUCCGGUCAUCAGGGAGGCGGUGGCGGUGGUGGACACCAUUACUUGCACCCUGGAUAUGCGAACCCUCAGACCUCUGGCAGUCCUACCAUGAGCGCCGGCGGUGGUUCUUCUUCCUCUGUUGGUCCACACUAA
This is a messenger RNA of Linnemannia hyalina, 1878 nucleotides long. NCBI's taxonomy places the organism in Eukaryota, Fungi, Mortierellomycota, Mortierellomycetes, Mortierellales, Mortierellaceae. The record is from the annotation of a GenBank genome assembly.